Molecule: messenger RNA, 276 nt
Organism: Nannochloropsis gaditana CCMP526
Product: ring finger-like protein
Exons: 1
Source: RefSeq, a predicted model, not a curated record
GGCGACGAAGGUUUACAGGUUCUUCUGAUUGGAAAAGAGGGAAGCCAUGGCCUGGACCUGAGUUUGGCGACACAUGUUUUCCUCAUGGACCAAAUUUGGGACGAAAAUUUGCAGAACCAAGUGGUAUCAAGGGCCUACAGGAUGGGAGCGCAGGCAUCGGUGCAUGUUGAACGGCUUGUCAUGCAAGACACGGUGGAAGAAGCCAUGGAGACCUUGGCGACAGGAAGACUAGGAGGGCCUCAAUUCGAGAUAAAUACCCAGGGGGAUGACUCGGAU